GCCUGCCUCUGGUGGCCAGGCCUGCGCCUGCCCCAGACCCUAUAAGGCCUGGGAGCUGAAAGCAGAGCCAGCUGUCAGCUGCGCCACCAGUCACUCCAAAGGACCCUCACACAGUCUAGCUGCUUAGAGUAUUAACAUGUCUGCUCAAGGGGAAGGAGGCCGGGAGCCCAAACCCAAGGGCAAGAUCCUGGGCAGCUUCCUGGGGUUCCUGCCUGGCUUCAGUUCUGCUCGGAACCUGGUGGCCAAUGCCCAAGGCCCAGCGAGAGAGGUCCAGCCAGUCACUGAUCCUGCAGGUGCUACCACCCCCCAAGCCACCCAUCCCCAAGCCCAGGCUCCUGUCCCCAUAGCAGCUACCAGCCCGAAGCAGAUGGCAAGGGAGGUGGAGAUGCUGCCGCUGCCUUCAGACAAGAUGACGUCUGGGGCAAAGGAUCUGGUGAGCUCCACAAUGACCAAAACCAAGGAUGCCUUCUCCUCCGGAGUGGCCAACAUGGUGGAUUCAGCUAAAGGAGUAGUCCAGGGAGGACUCGGGAUGACCCGACCUGUGCUCACAGGAACCAAGGAAGCUGUGGCCAGUGGAGUCACGGGAACAGUAGGUGUGGCCAAGGGUGCCAUCCAAACUGGCAUGGACACCACCAAGACCCUCCUCACUGGCACCAAAGACACAGUGUCCACUGGCCUUACUGGGGCCAUAGAUAUGGCCAAGGGCACUGUCCAGACUGGCGUGGACACCACCAAGACCGCCCUCACUGGCACCAAAGAUGCAGUGUCCACAGGCCUUACUGGGGCCAUAGGUAUGGCCAAGGGCGCCGUCCAGACUGGCAUGGACACCACCAAGACCGUCCUCACUGGCACCAAGGACGUGGUGUCCACUGGCCUCACUGGGGCAAUGGGCGUGGCCAAGGGCACUGUCCAGACUGGCGUGGACACCACCAAGACCGUCCUCACUGGCACCAAACAAACAGUGUCCACUGGCCUCACUGGGGCCAUAGGUAUGGCCAAAGGCACUGUCCAGACUGGCGUGGACACCACCAAGACUGUCCUCACUGGCACCAAAGACACAGUGUCCACUGGUCUCACUGGGGCCAUGGGUGUGGCCAAGGGUGCUGUCCAGACUGGCAUGGACACCACCAAGACCGUCCUCACUGGCACCAAAGAUGCAGUGUCCACAGGCCUCACUGGAGCCAUAGGUAUGGCCAAGGGCGCUGUCCAGACUGGCAUGGACACCACCAAGACUGUCCUCACUGGCACCAAAGACACAGUGUCCACUGGCCUCACUGGGGCAAUGGGUGUGGCCAAGGGUGCUGUCCAGACUGGCAUGGACACCACCAAGACUGUCCUCACUGGCACCAAAGACACAGUGUCCACUGGCCUCACUGGGGCCAUCGGUGUGGCCAAGGGUGCCGUCCAGACUGGCGUGGACACCACCAAGACUGUCCUCACUGGCACCAAAGACACAGUGUCCAGUGGCUUGACUGGGGCAAUGGGUGUGGCCAAGGGCGCUGUCCAGACUGGCGUGGACACCACCAAGACCGUCCUCACUGGCACCAAAGACGCAGUGUCCACAGGCCUCACUGGAGCCAUAGGUAUGGCCAAGGGCGCUGUCCAGACUGGCAUGGACACCACCAAGACUGUCCUCACUGGCACCAAAGACACAGUGUCCACUGGCCUCACUGGGGCAAUGGGUGUGGCCAAGGGUGCUGUCCAGACUGGCAUGGACACCACCAAGACCGUCCUCACUGGCACCAAAGACACAGUGUCCACUGGCCUCACUGGGGCCAUCGGUGUGGCCAAGGGUGCCGUCCAGACUGGCGUGGAUACCACCAAGACUGUCCUCACUGGCACCAAAGACACAGUGUCCACUGGUCUCACUGGGGCCAUGGGUGUGGCCAAGGGCGCUGUCCAGACUGGCGUGGACACCACCAAGACCGCCCUCACUGGCACCAAAGACGCAGUGUCCACAGGCCUCACUGGAGCCAUAGGUAUGGCCAAGGGCGCUGUCCAGACUGGCAUGGACACUAGCAAGACCGUCCUCACUGGCACCAAAGACGCAGUGUCCAGGGGCUUGACUGGGGCCAUGGGUGUGGCCAAGGGCGCUGUCCAGACUGGCGUGGACACCACCAAGACUGUCCUCACUGGCACCAAAGACACAGUGUCCACUGGCCUCACUGGGGCCAUCGGUGUGGCCAAGGGUGCUGUCCAGACUGGCGUGGACACCACCAAGACCGUCCUCACUGGCACCAAAGACACAGUGUCCAGUGGCUUGACUGGGGCCAUGGGUGUGGCCAAGGGUGCCGUCCAGACUGGCCUGGACACCACCAAGACUGUCCUCACUGGCACCAAAGACGCAGUGUCCACUGGCCUCACUGGGGCCAUCGGUGUGGCCAAGGGUGCUGUCCAGACUGGCGUGGACACCACCAAGACCGUCCUCACUGGCACCAAAGAUGCAGUGUCCACAGGCCUUACUGGGGCCAUGGGUGUGGCCAAGGGCGCUGUCCAGACUGGCGUGGACACCACCAAGACCGUCCUCACUGGCACCAAGGACGCAGUGUCCACAGGCCUUACUGGGGCCAUGGGUGUGGCCAAGGGCGCUGUCCAGACUGGCGUGGACACCACCAAGACCGUCCUCACUGGCACCAAAGAUGCAGUGUCCACAGGCCUUACUGGGGCCAUGGGUGUGGCCAAGGGUGCUGUCCAGACUGGUGUGGACACCACCAAGACUGUCCUCACUGGCACCAAAGACACAGUGUCCACUGGCCUCACUGGUGCAAUGGGUGUGGCCAAGGGCGCUGUCCAGACUGGCGUGGACACCACCAAGACUGUCCUCAGUGGCACCAAAGACACGGUGUCCACUGGCCUCACUGGGGCCAUAGGUAUGGCCAAGGGUGCUGUCCAGACUGGCAUGGACACCACCAAGACUGUCCUCACUGGCACCAAAGACACAGUGUCCACUGGCCUCACUGGGGCAAUAGGUGUGGCCAAGGGCGCUGUCCAGACUGGCGUGGACACCACCAAGACUGUCCUCACUGGCACCAAGGAUGUAGUGUCCACUGGCCUCACUGGGGCCAUGGGUGUGGCCAAGGGUGCUGUCCAGACUGGCGUGGACACCACCAAGACUGUCCUCACUGGCACCAAGGACGUGGUGUCCACUGGCCUCACUGGGGCCAUGGGUGUGGCCAAGGGCGCUGUCCAGACUGGCAUGGACACCACCAAGACCGUCCUCACUGGCACCAAAGAUGUCAUGUCCACUGGCCUCACUGGGGCCAUCGGUAUGGCCAAGGGUACUGUCCAGACUGGCGUGGACACCACCAAGACUGUCCUCACUGGCACCAAAGACACAGUGUCCACUGGCUUGACUGGGGCAAUGAGUGUGGCCAAGGGCGCUGUCCAGACUGGCAUGGACACCACCAAGACCGUCCUCACUGGCACCAAGGACACAGUGUCCACUGGCCUCACUGGGGCCAUGGGUGUGGCCAAGGGCGCUGUCCAAACAGGCAUGGACACCACCAAGACAGUCCUCACUGGCACCAAAGAUGUCAUGUCCACUGGCCUUACUGGGGCCAUCGGUAUGGCCAAAGGCACUGUCCAGACUGGCAUGGACACCACCAAGACCGUCCUCACUGGCACCAAAGAUGUCAUGUCCACUGGCCUCACUGGGGCCAUCGGUAUGGCCAAGGGUACUGUCCAGACUGGCGUGGACACCACCAAGACCGUCCUCACUGGCACCAAAGACACAGUGUCCAGUGGCUUGACUGGGGCAAUGAGUGUGGCCAAGGGCGCUGUCCAGACUGGCGUGGACACCACCAAGACCGUCCUCACUGGCACCAAGGACACAGUGUCCACUCGCCUCACUGGGGCCAUGGGUGUGGCCAAGGGCGCUGUCCAAACAGGCAUGGACACCACCAAGACAGUCCUCACUGGCACCAAAGAUGUCAUGUCUACUGGCCUUACUGGGGCCAUAGGUAUGGCCAAAGGCACUGUCCACACUGGGGUGGACACCACCAAGACUGUCCUCACUGGCACCAAAGACGCAGUGUCCACUGGCCUCAUUGGGGCCAUGAGUGUGGCCAAGGGCGCCAUCCAGUCUGAGAUGGGCAGUGUCCAGAAUUGGUUACCUGGCUCUGAGGAGACCUCCUAUAGUGGACUCAUCAACGGCAGGGACCUGGACAAAUGUGGGGAAGAAAGUAUUCUUAGCCCCCAGGAGGCUCAGUCUUGCAGGGUCUCCAGCCUCUCUAACACUCCAUGUGCAGGCCAGGACCUUGCCAGAGAAGCCACCCCUGACAGCCACAGCCUUGUUUCUACUGCAGUAACAUUCACACAAGGUACGAGCCUGGGCAAGGAAAAUGCUGGGCGUAUAGCUACCACAUGCGGCCAUGAAGGUGUCACAGGUUUUACGAGACUCUCGGAUGAGCUGGAGGAGCUGGGGGAGAUCUUCCACCCUAUGAAUGCUGAGGAGCAAGCUCAGUUGGCAGCCUCUGAGACUGAGCCCAGAGUUCCUGCAGGAGACCAGAGGAGCUACUUCGUGCGUCUCGGUGACCUGGCCCACAGCGUCCGCCAGCGAGCCUUCGAGCACGCCCUGAGCCACCUGCAGCACGGCCAGUUCCAAGCCAGAGCCACACUGGCCCUGCUUGAGGACUCCUUCAGUACGAUUGAAAAGGCCAAGCAGGCUCCAGAAGGACAGCCAUGGCCAGAUCCAGGUCCAAGGGGCGGAGUGGAGAAAGCCGGUACCCAAGAGGGGCCAGAUUCGGAGGCUCUGUCCAGAACCCGUGGACUCAUCCAGCAGCUCCACGUGGCCUACAGCACCCUGGCCUCCGGCCUCCAGGGUCUUCCGGCUGAGCUCCAGCAGCGUGUGAGGCAAGCGCGGCACAGCCUCUGUGAGCUCUAUGGCGUCGUCUCCUCUGCCAGCUCCGUCACAGAGCUGCCAACCGAGCGCCUGGCCCAGAGCCGUGAGCGUGUAGUCCAGGCCUGGCGAGGGCUGGAGAAGCUGCUGGAGAGUGUGCAGCACAGCCCCCCACUCAGCUGGCUGGUGGGGCCCUUUGACCUGCACCCUGGUGGACAGCAGCUAUAGG
Messenger RNA from Phyllostomus hastatus (greater spear-nosed bat), 5066 nucleotides. RefSeq names its product perilipin 4 (gene PLIN4). The transcript has 8 exons. Gene Ontology annotation, cellular component: plasma membrane. The coding region runs from base 137 to 5065 and encodes 1642 amino acids. NCBI's taxonomy places the organism in Eukaryota, Metazoa, Chordata, Mammalia, Chiroptera, Phyllostomidae. The record is from RefSeq and is a predicted model, not a curated record.